Messenger RNA from Malaya genurostris, 1203 nucleotides. RefSeq names its product diphthine methyl ester synthase-like. The transcript is spliced from 2 exons. The record is from RefSeq and is a predicted model, not a curated record. Lineage: Eukaryota; Metazoa; Arthropoda; Insecta; Diptera; Culicidae. The coding region runs from base 76 to 942 and encodes 288 amino acids. Gene Ontology annotation, molecular function: diphthine synthase activity. Gene Ontology annotation, biological process: protein histidyl modification to diphthamide.
CACGCAUGUCGUUUAUGAGGCAAGAUCCUCGGGCCAAUCGCAAACACAUACAACAUCAACAACAACAACAACAACAUGUUUUACGUGAUCGGGCUCGGUUUGGGUGAUCCAAAGGACAUAACUGUCAAAGGAUUAGAAAUCGUGCGAAGAUGUAGGCGAGUAUAUUUGGAAUCGUACACAUCAGUCCUGACAUGCGGACAGGAAAAAUUGGAAGAGUUCUAUGGUCGUGAGCUAAUUAUCGCAGACCGUGAACUGGUUGAACAGGGAGCUGAUUCUAUCCUUCACGGCGCGGAGCAUGAGGAAAUUGCUUUCCUAGUUGUGGGUGACCCCUUCGGUGCAACGACUCAUGCGGACUUGUUACUACGAGCAAAAGAAAUGAAUAUUCCUUCGCUUGUGGUUCACAAUGCUUCUAUUAUGAAUGCAGUGGGUUGUUGCGGCCUUCAGUUGUAUCACUUUGGUGAAACAGUGUCCAUCCCGUACUGGACCGAUACCUGGCGUCCUGCUAGCUUUUAUGAUAAGAUUCUAGCUAACAUAAAACAUGGGCUACAUACGCUUUGCCUGUUGGACAUUCGAGUGAAGGAACCAACCAUAGAGUCACUAACGAAAAAGGUUCGUGUUUACGAACCGCCACGUUUCAUGAGUUGCAGCGAAGCUUCUGAAAUACUGUUUCAGUUAGUCCAAGAGCACAGGGAUAAUGAAAACGAAUCAUGUCGGGCGGAACUAUCCGAACGGACCGUCGUGGUGGGUCUAGCACGAGUCGGUCACGAUACUCAAACGAUAAAAGCUUGUACCUUACAAGAAAUGAUAAAAGCGGACCUUGGCGGACCACUACAUUCACUCAUCAUUCCGGCUCCGGGGAUACAUCCAAUGGAGGCAAAUUAUUUGCAACAGUUUUGCGAAGGAGAUUUGAACCAGUUACUUAAAAAUGCCAUACGAGAGUAAACCGUCAUCACUGAACGAUUGGGUUUCGAUAUUGUUAAAAGUUUUUUUUUUUGUCCAAACUUAUAUUUUAAUAAAGUGGACAUAAAGUAUAACAGUUUCUUUUUUUCAUAUUUUGCAAUACCAGCUACACCAUAGGAAAGAAAAAGCAUUCCCAAUUCAUUGUGCGUUACGAUAAUUUAACGAUAUUCGUAUCACUACGAAUCUCAUUUCCGGCAUUGGUCAAUUUUGAAUAGCAUAUAAGACUAAUCAACGAUGUAGAAU